CUGAUUAUUCUAGUGAGUGUCUCAUGUUUUCAAAUGAAUAUGCAUCAUUUCAGUUUACAUUUUUGAAAUACCGGUAGGACUAAGCAUUGUGGAAUUCUGAAAUGGUCGUGUGUGAGUUUAUUCUUGUAAUCAUUGGACAAUAACAAUAUUUAUCACUAUAGUGCAUUUGUCCUCUUUGUGAGGUGCGCUUUGAGGAAGCAUUAACUAGGAACAGUUCUUACCAGCGACGUUCUCAUCGGGACUAUUUUAAGAGAUGGACGACCAAGGGUGUCCGAGAUGCAAGACAACAAAAUACAGGAAUCCGUCCCUGAAACUGAUGGUGAACGUUUGUGGCCACACGCUAUGUGAGAGCUGUGUGGACAUGCUGUUUGUGCGCGGCUCGGGGAACUGUGUGCAGUGCGACACGCCCCUGAGGAAGAGUAACUUCCGCGUGCAGCUCUUUGAAGACCCCGCUAUCGACAAGGAGGUGGAGAUCCGCAAGAAGGUGCUCAAGAUUUACAACAAGAGAGACUUUGACUUCUCCAGCUUGAGAGAAUACAAUGACUACUUGGAGCGAGUGGAGGAGAUCGUCUAUAACCUGACCAACAACCUAGAGGUGGAGGGGACUAAACAGAUCAUGGAGGCUUACCAGAGAGAGAAUAGAGACAUCAUCCAGAAGAACAAGGCCAAGCUGACUCGAGAGCAGGAGGAGUUGGAAGAGCUGCUGUUGUUGGAGCAGCAGGGGAACGAGCAGCGCAGGCUGGAGACUCUGCAGGAGGAACAGAGACAGUUACAGGCCAAGAGGAAGAGCAAGCAGGCUCUACUGGACGAACUGGAGCGCUCUCAUGUCCCCGCCACUAUCCUGCUGGCCCAACACAAGGACCGGGCCGCCCAGCUGGAGACCCAGAUUGAGAAGCAGAAACAGGUGGUCAAAACCACCAUCUUCUCCACCGGCAUCCCUAUGGGUCAGACUGUGUCGCUGCUGUCGGUGGCCCGGUUAGAGGAGGAUCUGUACCUCUACCAGCCCAUCCACAUCCACACCUACGGACCCCCCGUGCCUGAGCUGGAGCAGCUGGGACGACUCGGGUAUCUGAACCACGUGCGUACUGCCCAGCCCCAGGACAUGGCUGGAGGAUACAACUCAGGACUGGCGUGUCAUCGAGCCAUCCAGGAUGCCUUUAGUGGGCUCUUCCCUCCACUGGGCUGACCCCUCUAAAACUGAGAGAGGAGCUCAGAAAUAUGAGGCUGUCAAUAUGAACUCUUUUCUCAGGACUCAAAUCACCACCCUGCUCUACAUUGUGGAGGGAGCCAUAGACCGCUAUGGAUGGUGGACUAUAGUCUGAAGUCAGACCAGAAUGUAUAUGUUGCUAUUUUUUUAAAUUAUCUUUUCAUUUUUAUUAAAAUAAAUAUAAAAACACAUUAAGCCAGUUGUGGUCUGACCCUUGUCCUGUUUGUUGGAUAAUAAAACUAUUGAAACAAUGCCUUAUUGUUGGACCUGGAUAAUGGACCAGUAUUUGAAAUAGUCAACAACACAUACCA
Coregonus clupeaformis (lake whitefish) is the source of this 1518-nucleotide messenger RNA. RefSeq names its product MNAT1 component of CDK activating kinase (gene mnat1). Lineage: Eukaryota; Metazoa; Chordata; Actinopteri; Salmoniformes; Salmonidae. Gene Ontology annotation, molecular function: cyclin-dependent protein serine/threonine kinase activator activity. The transcript has 9 exons. Gene Ontology annotation, cellular component: transcription factor TFIIH holo complex. The coding region runs from base 254 to 1186 and encodes 310 amino acids. The record is from RefSeq and is a predicted model, not a curated record. Gene Ontology annotation, biological process: nucleotide-excision repair; regulation of transcription by RNA polymerase II; positive regulation of cyclin-dependent protein serine/threonine kinase activity.